Messenger RNA from Camellia sinensis, 1040 nucleotides. The record is from RefSeq and is a predicted model, not a curated record. Lineage: Eukaryota; Viridiplantae; Streptophyta; Magnoliopsida; Ericales; Theaceae.
GACCUUACUAAUUCCCCCUAAACCUUUUGAUUGAUUUUUCUAGAUAUUGUUUCUUCUUCCCCAAACACGAUCAUCUCGCUGAAGGGAAGAAUUUGAAAUCUUCAUCGAGAAGAAUAUAUAUAUAUAUAUAUAAUAAACCAAAUCCAAAUCCAAAUCCAAAACCAAUUCCUUUUCCCAAUCGGAAAAUCUAAUUCCCCUCUUUGGAAAAUCCAAUUUUCGCAGACAAACCUCGAUCGAUCAUCAUUCCCACAUCUCCCAAUUCUGACUCUGUAUCGCCUAAUCAUCUCCGUCUAGGGCUUUUUUCAUUUCACAUUAGAUUGGUCACUUAGACUCGAAGUUUUGAGGAGCCUCAUCACUUGGUUUCUAGUGUUUGAAGACAUAGAAAAUGGAAUCAUGAAGGCGCAUCUGAAUGAUCCUCUGAAGACUCCCUUGAAUUGGAGAACAAGGCUACAAAUAGUCAUUGGCGUGGCAGCUGCACUAGUUUUUAGUUCUGGAGGGUUUCAAUUGUGCCAUUUUUGCCUAUGGAAACUUGGCACAAGAAAAACUUACACCAUGGAAGGAGAAUGUAAGAGCUCAAAGGCUGGACCUAAUGGAGACUUGCUAACUAUCAGACGAGUUAUUAAUGGUCUCGUGGAGCAUCUUGUGCAUGUCCCAUACAGGGAUAACAAGCUCACCUGUCUGCUUUGCGAUUCGUUGGGUGCAAAAAUCAAGACAUGCAUUAUUACCACAGUAUCACCUGCAGUCCAUUGCCUGGAGGAGACCUUGAGUACACUAGACUAUGCACAUAGGGCAAAACAUAUUAGAAAUAAGCCUGAGGUAAUGGCAGAUCAGACUGAACAAAUGGCAGUUAUAAUAGAAAUCCACCAGAAGGUCCGUUUAAUUUAACCAACUGUAAAAACAAUAGAAUUUGCUAUGACCAACAACUUGAGGAAUUACAAGAUAAAUUCGAUAAUCAGGUUAAAAAAUGCUCUAACAUAGACAACAAACUUGAUGCCACCCAGGUAAGUUCUAUCCAUAUGUGGUUAUAUAUGGUUUUAGGA